Messenger RNA from Hipposideros armiger (great roundleaf bat), 2974 nucleotides. It is a transcript of the gene KLHDC8A, whose product is annotated as kelch domain containing 8A. Bases 1049 to 2101 code for a protein of 350 amino acids. Gene Ontology annotation, molecular function: protein binding. NCBI's taxonomy places the organism in Eukaryota, Metazoa, Chordata, Mammalia, Chiroptera, Hipposideridae. The record is from RefSeq and is a predicted model, not a curated record. The transcript is spliced from 7 exons.
GGUCCGUCAGACUCCCAAGCCUAAGUGUUUCAAGACUUGGCUAUGUUCAAGUAGGAAGAGGAUCCCAGAGGCCCUGCAGUCCAUCAGACCAGGUAGCCACUGGUGUCAUGGCAGCUUUGUUACUGGGGACCACUGUCCAGAAAAAGCUAUUAGAGAGUAGCUUCAAAGAAUUAUUUGGCAAGCCCUGUGGGUUGAUGCUGAGGGACAAGAUUGGAUAAUCAUGUUUCCCCUUCCCAAGGUGUGUGUGAAGAAAGGGGCAAGGGAGAGAGAGCCUAUGUGUGUGUGUCUAUGUUGGUGCUUCUGGUUGUGUGUCUGCCUAUCAACGCAUUUGUCAGCUUCUCCGUGGAUAUGUGUAUGUGGGGGAAGGGGGGAGACGGUAAUAUGUAAGUUAUGCUUAUGUGUGCAGGUCGGUGUAUACAUUGUUUGGAUGCACCUGAGUGAGGUCUGCGUGGGUCACAACCACAUCAUUCAUUUCUAUUAGGUUAAGCCAUUUGAUAAUAGCUCCCCCAAAGCAAAGCUGACUAUGGAGCCAGCCUGUCGCGAACUGUGUCUGUGUACUGUAGAUAAACUGGGUAAUUGGACUCUCCGCCUCCUCAUCCAAACAAACACUCACAAACCGCCCACCCCCACACUGGAGGGAGUCUGGUACCCGUCAUCUGGGUACUUGGCUCUAGUGCCCCGCUGUUCCUGACCCUGUGUACAAGCGGUGUGCGGACUGGGUAAGGACAGAGCGCCUGUCCCCUGCUCCCCGAGCCGCCGGGCGGGGGCUCCCGGCUCACGCGUGAUGCGCUGUCUGCGCCUCGCGCGGCGCUGCUUGGCCUGGCUGGGGCCUGGCGUGGAUGCCGCGGGACCGCUGAGUGUGGAGGGGCUGUGAAGCGCUAGCCGGCGUCGGGGCCCUUGCCGGGUCCGCCGGGAGCUGGCGAUGUAGGCGGCGAGAGGGGGCGUGGAGUAGCCGGAACCUUCCCCAUACCCCACGGCUCGCACCUCCCCCGGCUCCCUAGCGCUCCGCGUGCGCUGGGGCGCGGCGGGCGGGGCUCCCGGGGCUGCCAUGGAGGUGCCCAACGUCAAGGACUUCCAGUGGAAGCGCCUGGCGCCACUGCCCAGCCGCCGGGUCUACUGCUCCCUGCUGGAGACCGGGGGGCAGGUCUAUGCCAUCGGGGGAUGUGAUGACAACGGCGUCCCCAUGGACUGCUUUGAGGUCUACUCUCCCGAGGCUGACCAAUGGACCGCCCUGCCCUCGCUGCCCACAGCCCGGGCUGGGGUGGCCGUCACCGCUCUGGGGAAGAGGAUCAUGGUGAUUGGGGGUGUGGGCACCAGUCAGCUGCCCCUGAAGGUCGUGGAGAUGUACAACAUCGAUGAGGGCAAGUGGAAGAAGAGGAGCGUGCUGCGUGAGGCCGCCAUGGGCAUUUCGGUCACGGCCAAAGAUUACCGAGUAUAUGCAGCAGGCGGGAUGGGCCUGGACCUCCGUCCGCACAACCAUCUUCAACACUAUGACAUGCUCAAGGACAUGUGGGUGUCGCUUGCACCCAUGCCCACCCCGAGAUAUGCUGCCACCUCCUUCCUCCGUGGUUCCAAGAUCUAUGUGCUGGGGGGACGACAGUCCAAGUAUGUGGUCAACGCCUUCGAGGUCUUUGACAUUGAGACUCGCUCCUGGACCAAGUUCCCCAAUAUUCCCUGUAAGCGGGCCUUCUCCAGCUUUGUGACCCUGGACGACCAUUUGUACAGCCUGGGAGGCCUGCGGCAGGGUCGGCUCUACCGGCAGCCCAAGUUCCUCCGGACGAUGGACAUGUUUGACAUGGAACAGGGGGGAUGGCUGAAGAUGGACCGUUCCUUCUUCCUCAAGAAGCGGCGGGCAGAUUUUGUGGCUGGUUCUCUGAGUGGACGGGUCGUAGUGGCCGGAGGACUUGGGAACCAACCAACUGUCCUGGAGACGGCAGAGGCGUUCCACCCAGGGAAGAACAAGUGGGAGGUCCUCCCAGCCAUGCCCACGCCCCGCUGUGCCUGCUCCAGCAUUGUCAUCAAGAACUGUCUCCUGGCGGUGGGGGGUGUCAACCAGGGUCUGAGCGAUGCAGUGGAAGCCCUGUGUGUCUCUGACUCCUAGCUGUCCCCUGGCCCAGCGCCUUUGCCCUGGACCGAAUCACUCAACUCUUGAUAAGAGGAAUGGUCUUGUCAAAGCAGUUCGGGCUACUUCUCAGAUGCCAGCUCCUGUCAGCAGCCAGCGGGUCCGGGCCCUGGGGCUGUAAGUGACCCCCCCUCCACAUCCUAACCCUCCCAAUCCUAGGAAACUGUAAGAAGUCCGGAUGACUCCAUCAGCCCCUGGUCAGAGCUCAACUGACCUCUAGGGGGAGUUCUCACUUAUUGCUCAGGCAGAAAAGCACAGGAGUAUCUGCUACCCCCACCUUUGUGAGUCCCACCUCUCCCCAUCUUCAGAGUAGGAGUUAAGUAGGGCAGUUCUGACCCAGAGGAUGAGCUGCUACCACUGUCCUUUCCCCAGCUCUCAACUCGUUUGAAGGUCUCUUGGGAUGAAAAAUGGAGAAGGAUUGGGGGGAAGGGGAUCCCAAGCGCCUCUUCUCUCCCUUGGUCUGCAUCCUUUCCCCAUUUGGUGGUCAAGUGUGGACCUCAUCUACUCCACAAGAAUUGGCCUUAGAGUUAGAGGCCGCUGAGCUGUAAGAGAAGCCAUGGACUGCUCCAGGUCAGCAGCCUUGGCCAGGAAGGAGCCUUGAUGGGAAGGUGAUGCUGGGGGAGGAGCAGACUCCCAGCCCAGGCUCUGCUCCCAUUCCUUUCCUCAGUCUGCGUCUUCUUCUACCACCCCUCCCCACCAGAGACCUUGGCCCCUUUGUCACCAGUAGCCCCAGAGUGUUUCUGUGUGAAACCUUCUCAUUUACACUGUGGCACCAAAAUCCACAAAGGAUGGGUUAAUUGCACUCUGGUUAACAGCAGCAGCACAAUGAUUAAAAUCUAUAUUCCUAUCUUC